UCUCUCUCUCUCUCUGUAAACGUUGUCCUUAUUUAAAUAUCUUUGGCCCCAUUUUCAUUUCUUACCACUCUUUCUCUUUCUCUCUAUCAUUUUCUUCUCCUUCUAGAAGAAACUCUCUGCAUUCUCUUUAAUUAUGGUUUCUUCCGAGGGUUUAGCAAGCGUCGAACCUUGGUUGUCUGGACAAAGAUUCAACGUGGAUUCUUGGUUGCUUCAUGACGCCUUUUCUCACGACAAUGAUUUACUCACCAAAGCUCUCCAUAACACCGUCUCAUCACCAACACCAACACCAACACCACAUACUCUCUCCCCCUCCUCUGUUUUCCUCCACUCCUCAACUCACACACUCUCCUCCAACAUCUCCUCCGGUGGAUCCGAUCAAGAAAUCAUCGGCGGAGGAGCUAAAAGAAAACAUAACAGCAUCCCUACUAGCUCCGAAGGUAAAGCCAUCAUGAAACGCCGCUCACGAGCUUCCAAGAAACCUCAAACCACGUUCAUAACAGCAGAUCCAUCAAACUUCCGCCAAAUGGUUCAGCAAGUGACUGGCGCCAAGUACAUCAACGACACUUCCUCGAUGCUAUUUACUCCGAUCAUCGUCAAGCCUGAGCCACAUAGACUCGUCAACAUACUUUCUACCUCCACGUCGGUUCCAACGUUGGAUACAUCUGCAUUUUUGUCUACUCAUCACCAUGAGAAUCUCGUGGUGGGAAAUACAUUUUCCGGUGGUGACGCCGUGGGAUUAAUACCUACGGCGAAAGCUAAUGCAAAGAGUGGUGGUUCAGCUGCGGAGUUUGAUCCUUACCCAAGUUUUCCGACGCUUGAGUCGUGGAAGGUUAUGUGAUUCCUUUUAAGUUGUUUGUAAUCUUUUAACUCUUUUUUUUUUAUAAUUUGCAUCUCAUAAUGAAUUAUCUUGUUCAUAGAUUUUGCUACUUAAUCGGUUGACUUUUUAAAAAUUAUUAAGCUGAUAUGUAAUUUGUUUUGUUGAUUUAAAUCUUUAGCUAAGCUCGAGCCAUGGUUUAGUGAACUGAGUAUAAAGCUCAAUUACAUGUUCAACGUAAAUAACUAUUUAGAAACCAUAUGUAAUUUUGCCCAUUGAUUAAUAAUGUUAGUCUUCUUCUCACA
This is a messenger RNA of Eruca vesicaria subsp. sativa (arugula), 1119 nucleotides long. The record is from the annotation of a GenBank genome assembly. Lineage: Eukaryota; Viridiplantae; Streptophyta; Magnoliopsida; Brassicales; Brassicaceae.